Pseudophryne corroboree (corroboree frog) is the source of this 940-nucleotide messenger RNA. RefSeq names its product flavin reductase (NADPH)-like. Bases 57 to 671 code for a protein of 204 amino acids. NCBI's taxonomy places the organism in Eukaryota, Metazoa, Chordata, Amphibia, Anura, Myobatrachidae. The transcript has 5 exons. The record is from RefSeq and is a predicted model, not a curated record. Gene Ontology annotation, molecular function: biliverdin reductase [NAD(P)H] activity; riboflavin reductase (NADPH) activity.
GUAUAACAUGCCUUAGAGCCAGCCCAGAGGCUGCAAGUUCUGUGUAGUGAGUGACAAUGGCACCCAAAAACAUUGCCCUCUUUGGGGCCACGGGGAUGACUGGGAAGGUGAUACUGGCACAAGCUCUUGAUGCAGGGUACAAUGUGACUGUCCUGGUGAGGGAUCCCGCUCGCCUCCCUACGAAUAAGAAACCAGCAAGGAUCAUUGUGGGGGAUGUGCUGAAUAAGAGUGAUGUCUCCAAGACUGUGGAGGGACAGGAUGCUGUCAUAAUUGUUCUGGGAACAGGGACUGACCUAGGGCCAACCACAAUGAUGUCGACGGGGACUCAGAAUAUUGUGGAGGCGAUGAAGGAGCACGGGAUCCGCAAGGUGGUGGGCUGCAUGUCUUCCUUCCUGCUUUGGGACAUCGCCAGAGUUCCCCCUCGCCUCCUGCCAGUGACUGAGGACCACAUCCGGAUGCACCAGGUCCUGAAGGGCUCCGGCCUGGACUACGUGGCUGUGCUGCCUCCACAUAUUGCAGCUGAUAAACCUCUGACUGCUGAUUACACUGUCAAAGUGGAUGAACGCGGCGGUAAUGUGAUCUCUGUUCAUGACCUCAGCCACUUUUUCCUCCGCUGUCUGACUGCCACGGAAUAUGAUGGAAAGAGCGUCACCUUGUCCCGGGACUACUAAACUUUGUAACUGCUCCCUCUUGUGGUCAUGAACCAACAUUCCCAACUGCAAUCGUUCUGUAGUUGUCACAGAAAUAAACCAGCAGCAAACCUCAGUUGUCCAAACUAUUGUAUUAAACAAAUACAACCCACAAAAUUCUAAUUUCAUACAACUAUGAAGUGAGACUUUCAGAUCUAGAGCACUAAAAUGCCUUAAGUAGUGUUUUAUCAUCUGCUUUGAUGUUCAAUAGAAACAGUGUGAAUUUUCUUAAAUAAGUUUUUCUUCCAACA